Halichondria panicea is the source of this 4424-nucleotide messenger RNA. Its product is annotated as rap1 GTPase-activating protein 1-like. NCBI's taxonomy places the organism in Eukaryota, Metazoa, Porifera, Demospongiae, Suberitida, Halichondriidae. Gene Ontology annotation, biological process: activation of GTPase activity; regulation of small GTPase mediated signal transduction. Gene Ontology annotation, cellular component: cytoplasm. The transcript is spliced from 22 exons. The coding region runs from base 155 to 4321 and encodes 1388 amino acids. The record is from RefSeq and is a predicted model, not a curated record. Gene Ontology annotation, molecular function: GTPase activator activity.
UUCAUCACUCCAUAUCACAUGCUUCACCAAUUUGGCCUGUAUAGUAGCUAGCUAGGUAGCCUACCUCUUUGUGUGUGUCUUAGGUAUGCUAAGUUGUCUCAACUAGCUGGUUUGUUAACUGGUGUCAGUUAACAUUCACAGCUGUGUGUGUAGGAUGGGGCAACCCAAUAGCAAAGUGAUACCUAGCCAAACAAAAGCAGUGACCUCAAAGAAACGUAUAAAGAGAGGGUCGCUAAAGAAGAAGAAAUCUGUGGCCACUGUUUCUUUUAGUGUAGACAACCCGCUGAAUGGAGGUAGCACUGAGUGUCUUAGUGAGAAUGGUUGGCAGGAGGUGUUUGAUAUGGAGGCUGUGAACUACUCUGCUGUAGGUGCUAGGGACUCGGUAAUCUUGAUUUUCGACAAAAGAAGGCCAACCGAUAUCUCAAUGCCCCCCUCAGGAAUCCUCGAUGUUAUUAGUGACAGACAAGAGCCAGCUGCAUCAAUCAGGAACGUUCCAGCUGUGGAAUCAACUCUCCCCAUGUCCGGUGGGGUUAAGCAAACAGAAGAGAUACCACUUUCAGACGGCAACAGCACAGUCCCUAUUUCCUUGGAAGAUAUGGUCCUCGAAGAAAUAAUCAUUGCUGGAGGUCUGCAAGUCGAAAGGAAAUGGGAAGAUCCUUACAAGGGAAAUAAGUCGAUAAAACCGAAGAUGAAAACUACAACUGAAUUGUCCAAGAGUGUACUAAAGCAAGCAUGCACAUCGUCACAUCAAACCAACAGUAGGGAAGCCACACUACUGUUGUACAUAUUUGACAAUAACUCGUACCCCCAUCAAAAUGUCGACUCACCUGGCAGAUUAACGACUGAUGACUCAUUUCCUAUCAACAAAGAAAUCAUUAGCACCAACCAUAACAAGGUGACUGUGACUAACAGUACUCUACCUUUUAAUACGGAGUGUGUCAAAAAUAAAAAAGCUGCUACUUCACACCAAAAAGGAUUCACAACAAUUAUACCUUGUUCAAGAUCAUGUACAAACUUCACAGCAGCAGACUUAGAGCAAAGACCGCCUAUGUCUCAUUCAGAAAGUAUGCAAACGAUCAGUGAGGGUGCUAGCAACAAGAAGAGGAGCAUUCUCUUACAUCUGCCCAAGAUUAGACGAGGAUCCGGAAAAAAAAAUUUAAGGAGAUGUGUUCGUUUUCAAGAGCUGGUUGAGGAUUCUGCUAAGUCUGUAUCUAUGAACGAUAUCAGGAGAGGUAAAACCUACGGGUCAGUGAGGCUCAGGAAAAAGAAGAGCAAAGGAACACUUCCCAUUCCAGACCGAGCCAUUGAACCUUGGACAAUGAGCACUGAGGAUUUAAGCUCCAAGUCCUUUGCUCCUCCCGAGGAAGGUCAGACCAGCGUCCGGAAUUCAGUACUUCAAGAGAGAGAUGUAUUUCUUGAGCUCCUAUCGAAAGUGCAGGACAACAGAUAUGAGAAUCAGCGCUACACACUCAAAGCAGGCUCAGUGAAUGACCCAGAGGAAAGCAACAAUGACGACGUGUUUGACGAGUCUGGUUACAGGAACGGCCAUGAUGAAGCAGAUACAAUCACUGUCAGCAGCUCAUUCACUAACGGAGUGCUGGGAUCGACAAGUCCGGAGCUCCUCCCCCCCUCAAUUGAGGUCUCGCCAGAGUCCACUCUACAGAAGCCCCGUCAUUCCGUGAGCUUAGACGAUCUAGACAUCAUACGAGAUGAAGUGCGUCAGUCAUUUAGCCCCCCUCCUCUCAUGGCUGGGUCUGCAUCCACACCGGGGAGAAGGUCAAUGGCGGCACUAAAGAGGAUGAUGGAAUGUGAAGGUCCCUACCCGCUGCUGAUAGAGUCCCCUGAUGGGGGGUACUGGGUGCAGAAUGGGGAGUACGAGAGUGCUAAGGGAGAAGAUGACAUGUGGACUGCACCAGAGAUCAGUACUGAGCACUACACUGUGCAGUGUGACCUCACUGCACUCGCCUAUGGGGGGCACUUUUGUGGUCAGGAGCAUAGCAACUACAUUGCUAGGGAUCCCAAUGUCGGGCCAGUACUACUCUCCAUCAAGUUUGAGAAGGACUAUCAGGGAACCCAAGUCAGAGCUAUACUAAGAACUCAGUCAGACACAAUAUACAAGGUGUUUCCUGACUCUCAACUUCUCAGCAAUCUGGACAUUCCAGACUAUAUACGUUAUGUGUCAGCUGAUAAGAUCACCACUGACAAAGUCUUCAAAAUUGAGCUACCCAAGGCGGCUGAGUUGAUUCGCAAGUUUGAUGAGCACCCAGUGGCCAAGACGCACAAAAUUGGAGUUAUCCACCAACAUUUUGAGCAGACAAGUGAGGAAGAGAUAUUUGGCAAUGUGAAGCAUUCAGAAUCUCUAGAUGAAUUCCUGACUAUGUUGGGUUCAAAAGUUACCCUCAAAGGGUUUGAAGGGUAUCGUGGAGGGCUAGACGUGAACAACGAUCAGACUGGCGAGCAGUCUGUGCACACUGUGUACAAGGACAGGGAGAUCAUGUUCCACGUCUCCACCCUCCUCCCACACGACGACAGUGACCCCCAGCAUGUACAAAAAAAGAGGCACAUUGGAAAUGACAUAGUGGUGGUAGUGUUCCAAGAGGAGAACACUCCGUUCUGUCCGAGUGCCAUCCGCUCUCACUUCAUCCACUCCUACAUAGCAGUACAAGUGGAGCACCCCAACACUGACCACACUGUCUACAAGGUGGCAGUGACAGCUAAAGAUGACGUGCCUCAGUUUGGACCACCCUUACCUGACCCGGCAGUGUUUCAGAAGGGACCAGACUUCAGAGAGUGGCUGCUGACGAAGAUACUCAAUGCAGAGUUCAACUGUCACAUGGCACCCAGCUUCAAGAAACUUGCUAAUCGGACAAGAGCGCAGCUCUUCCUCCACCUGGUAGAGGAGAUAGCACAGACAAUGGAUGAUGUGGACUACCCCUCUCUCAUCAAGGGAAUGACAUCUCUAGCGUCUGGUUCUGAAAUGAACUCGGUCAAGACUAGGCGACGCAGAAGGAGAACGCUGGGUGGCAUAUUCAACAAGAAGGAGUCACCUCAAAACUCCCUAUCCACAAAGAGAAAGUCACUAGCAGCUGACCCAUCAAGGCAAAUCUAUCGUAAGCUCCGGUCUGAGCCAUCGUCGCCACGGGAGAUGGUGGUGGGGAGCACUCCUGAUCUGGCCAGUGCAUCCAUUCAGAAGGAGCACUCGCCAUCUGACUACACAGUCAUGAUCAAUGGCCGUCCUUCCGUUGGGCACGCUACACCAGACUUGGCCGAGCUGUCCAGAGUAGAUGUUAAAGGUAAACCUCGCAACCGCUUCACUACCAAGAAAGCAGACUCAGAAGAUAGAAAGAGACCAAAGAGAACAAAAUCGUUCGGUGGUGCAGCAGGAUUCUCCGACUACUUCAGAAAGCGGAAAGAACCAACUUCCCCAGUGAUCAAACACUCUAUGAAGAGAGACUCUUCUGAGGAUUCAUCUAUUGCGUCCUCUCUGAACUGGAGUGUUCCCUAUGAUCUGCCCAGUGUAGUGGAGGCUGAGAUAGCUGCUAAGAGACAGCACGAGAGGCUCAAGGCUGAGCACCGCCCGUCACCAGACAGGACCAAAUCUAAUCCCACUAUCCUCGAGAGGAAGGAAAGUGACUUGUCCAUCUCUGAUGUGUGUCUCACACUACCAGGCAAACCCAAAAUGGCUGAUGCUGCCGUGCAAGUGACCCCCUAUGACUGGUCUAAUCCUUAUCUAAACUCUUUUACCUCUGCUGGCUCUCCUCAGAACGAAUUCAGAGUACUCAACCCAGGUCAUCGAAAAUCAAUGUCCUUACAAAAUACCCCAAAAAUACUGCGAAGAAGUGGAGACAGUUCGUCUCGUUACGAGAUUUCCCCAAAGCACAACGACUCACUGAAUGGUGAGGUGCAGAGACAAAGUGAGAGUGAAAAGAGACGACUGGAGGACAUUCUAAAGAACAUUCAGUUCCGGAGCUCUAAUUCCCUCGAGCAGAGGGCUAGCUCUGAGGAUAGAGAGGAUAUGGUUAUACGUCGAGCAGAGUCAAUUGACAGCAUUUCAACGGAUGUUGGAGAGCUUUAUGACUCGGUGCUCCAGUCCCUUCAAUCGCUGACGGACGAUGUGGUGAGACUUAGAGAACAUAAUGUGGUCCUCUCAACUGAAAAUAUCAAAUUUGCGUCUCAAAACAGUCGACUAAAAGACAAGCACAGAAUGAUGAAGAAACAGCUGACCAUUACUCAGAAACAGAUCAACACUCUUCAGCUAAAACUUAGGCUUUAUCAACCAAACUUUACUCUUGAAGAUGAAGUGGAAGUUACCAGUGUAUAAUAAUAUUCAUGUAAUUUUUGUGUUUUUUUGCUCAUGCGUUUUAACUCAGUUACUUACGUAUUCAAUCUAUCUUGUGCUGGUCAUAGAUAAGUUGACUAAUCAA